AUGUCUCGGCCCGAUAAGGAGCGCAACGUCUGGUCUAGGUCGUCAUCGGUUAGUGUCGCUUCGACGAAUGGUUCGGAGUCGGUUUUGGAUCCGGAGGAUGGGUCCAGAAGGAUGGGGGCCCUUUUCAAUGCUGUCCUGGACGGGAGCGACGAAACCCAGCUGGUGGACACCACCAUUAAGAAACAGAACAAGGGCAAACAGCCGCUCGAUGGUUGUCACGCUGGGACACAUGAGGAGCACCGUCCUACUCAAUCUAGCUCGCAACAUCUCCCUCAGGCGUCGGGAAGUCAUCAACAUUUGCAAUACCACCGACACCACGCGCCUCAUCAAACCACUCGGACUACCGCGGAGAGGGAAUAUCAGGAAUUCCAAGAGGCGAAGGUUCGACUAGAACAAGCGAAGUUGAUCAGUCAAACGGUCUCGAACAUCAAUCAACGUUGGAAACCUGAAAACAUCCUAUGCGCGGAUGGAUCAAACUUCUCACUGUGGACUCGCGAACUCCGGGAAACGGGAGCUCAGUGCGACAACUCAACCUUUGAGAAGAUCGGUCGACUAGUUAUCUUCGCGGGUGUCCAUCAAGAUCUCGUCCCGGACAUACAACCUCUUGGGAAAACUGUCGCUAUCUAUGAAUACCUGAAGAAGAAGUUCACGUCUAAUUCUCGUGCGGCACAAAUGAACAUCUGGAGAAGAAUGAACCAUUUGACCAUCAAGCAUUCGGAACCGUCAACUAGCCUGGUCGCACAGGUGCGAGAUCUGUACAGCGAGCUCAAAAGCCUCAACGGUCGCCUCUGCUCGGAUGUGGUGUUUGGUUUUCUGUUCCAAACGGCCGUAAUGCAAUCAGCGGCGCCAUUCAAGAAGGAAUUUGAACAACGAAUCGAGAACGCCAUCCAGAAUGAUGAGUCAAAAUCUUUCCCGAAGUUUGAAGCUAUUGUGCAUAACUACAACAUAUGCCAAAAGCAGUGGAUCGAAUACUCAUCGCAUCCCUCAGCUGCAUUGGGACCCCAAUUGCCAUCGGUCAUGGAAGCGGCGACGGACCCAGAUGAUUUUGAUUUCGACACGUUCCUAGCCGAUGUUCCGGAGAACAACUGGACGGAAGCUCUGGAGUUCUACGCGGCGACAGCAAUCAAGUGCUGGCAGUGCAAAUCACCAGGACAUUACGCUCGCGAUUGCCCACAACGAACUGGGGACCAUCAAGCAGCGAAGAGGCGAGGUGGAUCGAUUGGUGCUCCACACCAAGCAAAUUCCCACCGGCAACUAGCAACUUUUGUCGGCUCACUCUACACUCAACCGGCAAGCCAAUCAACACCCGGUGUAAGACUCAAAAAGUGGUUGUAA
Molecule: messenger RNA, 1335 nt
Organism: Puccinia graminis f. sp. tritici CRL 75-36-700-3
Lineage: Eukaryota; Fungi; Basidiomycota; Pucciniomycetes; Pucciniales; Pucciniaceae
Exons: 2
Coding region: 1-1335 (444 amino acids)
Molecular function (GO): zinc ion binding; nucleic acid binding
Source: RefSeq, a predicted model, not a curated record